AUGACGACCAGCGCUGAGCGGGCAUACAUGGAGGACGCUGAUGACGAUGGAAAUCCUAUCGACGACACGAGGACAUAUGUCUCCGUAGUACCGCCUGGCAUCAAAGAGGCAGCCAACGUCUCGCGGACGAGGAACCGAACCCUGACCAGGGGGUCGUCGUCGUCGCCAAACCCAACCCACCUCCAUACCGACUCCGACUCUACCGCCCAGCCUCGCAGCCCACUCAGGCAGGACUCCAGGAAGCCCAAGACCAAAUCUCGGGACAAGGAAAGGCCGUCGGGCAAGAAAACGGUCACACAUGCUCCUGUCAGGCCCACUGCGAAGUCGUCCAAGACCCUGCCCAACCUUCACACGACUGCAACGAGAAGGUCGCAGGAGCAGUCCAGCUUCUACGGCAUCAGUCCUACUGCCACUAGCCCAAUCCUUACUCCUGCCGCCACCUCGUCACGGCCGAGGGCAUACACGGCAAAUCAACGGCCAAACAGCUAUUAUGGUACACCGUCGAAGCCGCCGCCGUCCAACGCAAGGUUCUGGCAACACCCCAAUCCCGUCCUGGGUACAUCCUUUCCUCCUCAGGCGCCCUACCCACCACCAAGUGCCCCACAGUUUCAUUCUCCCUUCCCGCCGCCGCAGCAGCAGCAGCACUUUGCUCAGCCGCCAGUAGACUACCUCACCAGCCAGGAUGCUCUCGCAGCCCGCUUCGACCCGCUUCGGCCGCGGUCAGCCAUGGGACGCCAUGGCAUCGAGUACAGCCCGGAGUACGAUGACCAUGAGGAAGGCGGCGUUCUCAUACGGCGGCCGUCCCUGACCAGGAGAAGAUCUACGAGGCAAGACCCGGACCGCAUUCGCAUGCCUCCCCCACCGCGGCCCAGCACAAUGCGCCCACAGUUAACAUCGUCUUUUGCACCCCCGGCUCUGAAGAGGCAAUCGAUUGGAUCCGUCGGGUCAUUGUACGAUGACGAGUCUCUCGAUGAAGACUCUCUCUAUAGUGGUACAUCCCCCGCCGAGCGAUAUCCUCGCCGAGCCCGUCGUCCGAGCAUCGACUCCACCACGAGGUACGACACAGGGCACGGCUAUGCUGAGGUGGCGGGCAGGAUAAGUCGACGAAACUCUCAUUACGGAGCGCGCAGGCGAUCGACAGAGCGAGACGUCGAGGACAAAGUCAAGGCGGCGCAAAAGUACCAGGAGGAUGUGGACGGCCCAACGAACAGCCUGACAGCCGAUACUCUUCGGCGAAUCAAUAAGACCCCAAGCAAGGGCACCAAAAGCUCGGGCAGCAAGGGCGAAAGCGGCUACGGGCGUUCCGCGGCCUCGAGGAACAGCAUGGACCCGGACGACAUGACUAUCUUCGUCAAGGGCAUGGGGUCCCUGACCAUAGGCAACGCGCAGCUGGACAUCAAAGACGGCGCCGAGAUCGCCAUCCGCACCAACGGGAGCGAGAGGAACUCGCGCGGCGGCAGUGACAAUGCCUCAACGGCGUACGUCGACGACAGUCGUACGACGAGGUUCGAGCGGCCCCAGGCACGCAUCCGCGCGAGCUCGCGGGCAGGGUCGCACUCGCGGGGCUUCGCGCACCACGCACCGCCGGCUCCUCAUCCUCCCCCACCCGCGCCCCAUCCACAAGUGGACUACUACGGGAACCCAGCGCACGUGGACAGCGACGGCAUACAUCAUGACGCACACGAUAAGAACGAUGAUGAUGAUGAUGACGACGACGACGACGACGACGACGACGAUGCAAGAUUGAUGACGACCACCGGGAUGAUGCAUGAUUUGGCUUUUGCUGUUUAG
Molecule: messenger RNA, 1791 nt
Organism: Diaporthe citri
Lineage: Eukaryota; Fungi; Ascomycota; Sordariomycetes; Diaporthales; Diaporthaceae
Exons: 2
Coding region: 1-1791 (596 amino acids)
Source: RefSeq, a predicted model, not a curated record